AUGCGACAGGGGUGUCCGUCCGCCGCCAUCUUGGAAGAGAUCAAGUGCACAACUGGAGGACAGUCCAUUAUAUGGCAUUUAUGUUUUUGUUUUUUGUACAUUGUGCAGCCCAUCACAUUGUGCAAAGUGACUAAGGCAAGGAAGGCCACCACAGAUGUCACACCAACAACAGCACGGCGCAGAGCCCAUGAGCUGCAGGCCCUCCGACAGGUGACAAAUGGAGGGGACACAGGGCUGCAGUUGGCUCGUGAGCUUCGGCUGGUUCCCCGAGACGAGCUGCAGGAUCUGCUGAAGUCAGUUUCCCUGGAUCAGAUCCGGAUUCCUGAUGGCCACUUGUUGGCUGCAAAGGUGGACUUGAACAUGACCUACAGGCAGACAAGGGAAUUAAAGAGGUGGCUGAAGGAGUAUAACAUCACCUUGGAGUCCGAAAGGACAUCUCGACAGAUCACCAAGUCACUCCUUGAAGAGCAUGGCGUGUGGUGUCAACUGCUACCCUUCACAGCUAGAGAUGGUGAUGGUGGCCACACAGUCAAACUCCUCCCAGCAGCUGCGGUCAACUCCCUCAGAGCAACAGUGGAUGCUAUUGUAAGACGGAAUGCUGAAGAAGGGAAGCUUACAUGGCAUGAGGGAGUAAUUCCUGCUGGUGAGCUGUGGAUUAAGAUCCUUGGAGACCAUGGUGGCGGGAGUUUUAAGAUGGCGUUCCAGGUGCUCAACAAGGAGAGUCCAAACUCCAGGACCAACACUGUAGUCUUCAACAUCUUCAAUGCCAAGGACUCCAGGGAGAACCUGGCCACAGGCAUGGGCAGAUUCUCCCAGGAGAUUGAUGAGCUGCAAGGGAGACAAUGUAGGUUACCAGAUGGCAGAGACGUUCAGCUUCGCAUAUUUGCAGCUGCUGACUAUGCCCUACUUUCAAGUUGGUAUGGCAUUUCUGGAGCAUGUGGUAUGUACCUAAUUGAUUUUUGGUCUGUGUUACUUAUUUCCAUAAAAGCUACCUAACAAGUACACUCCAUUUUCUCCCUACUGCAUUAUCAAAUCCCCAUGAGCUUAGGUUGAACUAAACUAAGUUGACAGGAUCAUAAAGCAUUCACUACAAUAUAUGACUGCACAGGAACUUGACCAUGCCUAUGGUGCGAGAGCAGAAAGGAAAUCAUGGUUCUGGAAAAAGAUGAGCGAGGACUGAUGGAUUUCCCUGCACGAGACCUGACCAGGAUGGCCAUUCAGUACGCCAACUUCAUUAGAAAUGGCAGGGGAAGGCUGAAGUUUGCAAAGUACUUCAAAAAUGUGGUGGUCCCGGCCAUGUUGAACAUCCCCCUUGACCAGGUGUGCAUACCAGGUCUCCACCUGAGUCUGGGAAUCUUUCACAAGAUCUACGUCAUGCUUGAGAAGGACCUGCAUGACCUGGACAAGAUCGUGGC
This is a messenger RNA of Branchiostoma belcheri (Belcher's lancelet), 1415 nucleotides long. RefSeq lists its product as uncharacterized. Bases 1 to 996 code for a protein of 331 amino acids. NCBI's taxonomy places the organism in Eukaryota, Metazoa, Chordata, Leptocardii, Amphioxiformes, Branchiostomatidae. The record is from RefSeq and is a predicted model, not a curated record. The transcript is spliced from 6 exons.